GUUUCUCUUUCAGUUAACAUUUGAGUGAAGCAGACCUGCGCAUUGACUUGAACGUCCGAGAAAGUCCACGCUGACACCACUAUGGCCCCGCCCAUCGCGCUACACUCCUCCAAUGGCGUGGAUUCAAUUGCAAAACUAAGCUGUUCGUUAAAACCGGGGAACGGCGGCGUCCCUGAUCAUUCAUAACGGCAAGAGCAAGACGACAAAUCCAACAGGAAGCGGAAUAAGCAACGUUCAUUCGCAGGGACUAGAAGUGCGCUUGGAUUUUGCACUCUAUUCUCAGCGUCUUUGUGUUCCCACUGGUAUCACUGUACGCUCUGCUAAUAAAACACAGUGACGGUAAAUACUCUGAUCUGUAUCAGAGAGUGAGUUUCUGAUCCAUUCUGCGUCCCAUUCCCAAAUGAACCCAACGCACUUGGAGACGGGCGGCAGGAUAAGCAUGGGAUUACUUUUGUGAUGUGGAUUGUAAAAGCCUUGGAAGAGAAAUUUAAAAUACUUCUCAACAAUGUGAGAGGACCUGCGUCCUGGAUUCUCAUAUUUCUGGAUAUUCUGAAAAUAAUCGGCAACAGCUGAGAGACAUUAUAACACACUCUCUGUCGCUCUCAGGUGUCUGCAUGCGUGUUUUGGGACCAACAUGGGAUUCUCGUUGCCCCUAUAGGUCGGACCCCUUGCGAAGAAGCCUUUACUCAUGUCUAACCUGCUCUCCGAGACCUUUACCAAUGCGUUUGCUAAAGUUCGCCUAUCAUCGGAUAGGGUAUUAAAAAGAUUUAUUCGCCUUAUAAAUUCAAUCAUGAACUUUGCCGUUCGCGUGCUCCAGUUAUUUCUUGUGACGCUUCUGUAUUUUUCAGCUGUCAAGAGUGCCUACAUACCCAGGGAGGGAGGCAGAAGCACAUAUGAUGUGGUGCCAUUCAUGGAAGUGUAUAACCGGUCUCUCUGCCGUCCUCGGGAAAUGCUGGUGGAAAUUCAACAGGAAUACCCUGAUGACACCGAGCACAUCUUCAUCCCGUCCUGUGUGGUUCUCACCCGCUGUGCUGGGUGCUGCAAUGAUGAGAUGAUGGAAUGCACCCCUACCGUCACAUACAACAUUACCUUGGAGAUUAAAAGACUGAAACCUCUCCGUCAUCAGGGUGACUUUUUCAUGAGUUUUGCAGAACACAGUGAAUGCCAGUGUCGGCCAAGGAAAGAUGCACUGGAGAAAAAAGAAAAAAAACCCCGGAAGGGCAAAGGCCAAAAGCGAAAGAGAAAGAAAAACAGUGAAAAAAAGCAGGAUUUUAGUCAGUGUGAGCCUUGCUGUGCUACAUGCUCUGAGAGGAGAAGAAGGUUGUUUAUUCAAGACCCUGAGACGUGUCAGUGCUCCUGUAAACACUCUGAAGCCGACUGCAGGUCUAGACAACUAGAACUCAACGAAAGGACCUGCAGAUGUGACAAACCAAGGAGGUGAACCGAACCGACUUGAGAAUGGACUCUGACAUGAAGGAAUAUUUCACAGUAAUUCACAGCACUUUGAACUUUCAGCUUUGAACUUUGGUCUCGUUUUCCGUCCCGGAGAUAUUGAACGAAUGAAGUGAAGGGUUUUGGGGGAAGUGGGGGGCUAAUAGUCAAUGAAAUGUUCUCUCUGUAUAUUUUCAUGAUUUUCGUGUGCGUGUUAAGCGAAGCGAGAGACUGAAAGCACAGGAUUUGAUUUGCUGCUAAAGGGUCUUCUAGGCAAAGACCUGCGUAAAUGUUUCUGAUCUCGGCUGGCGUGCGUAAAGUCGUACUCGAAAUCACUCAGCGAAACACAUCACUGGAUUUGGGUCUACUGUGCAGUUUUUCAUGUGAAUCUAAAGCACAAACGAAAUGUUUGUAGGACUGCAACAAUUUGUCAGCGUCCACUGUGCGCCCGUGGAAUCAUUCCUCCCAGAACGUGAAGACUGAGAACAAUGCGUGUGUUUUUAUAGAUGGACAAAUGACUGGAGUUUUGACGGAAGACUGAACUGAUUCUGUCAUCGGAAAGUUACACAGUGACGCCGUGUUUGCACCAGAGCUCUGGCCUUGAAGAGGCACACCUUAGAGGAUUUUGGUCAUAUUCACUCCUUAAAGGGAUAUUCAUUCUUUGACAUCUUUGGAAACCACUUUUUGCAGAUCGUAUGAUUCGAUUCCAUGCUUCCACACUACUGGGGAUUUGGUUGUCGUUCAGCUUGGAACUUUAGUCAAAAUUUAUUCCCCUAAGCAAUUCAGUAAUUUAUGAUUUUUUUUUCUCGGUAUUUUCAGUAUUCUAUCUCUUUGUAUUUAAUUUGACCUAUUUAUGUGCAGUGUUAUGUUAAGAUGGAACUUCUCGCCCUUUAAUGUCUGCAAACCUCAAUGGCUGUCUGAAAAAAAAAAAGCUUUUCAUCCUGUUUUAUUUUCUGUAGAUGAACAGAGAAACAUUCCUAGAACUGAUCAGUCGCGUUGCCAACUGCCUUGACUUUGCCGCCUUGAUGCAGAUCUGUUUGUGCCGUGUGAUCUCUAACAAACGAACCGCGUUAAUGUGAUUUUGUGUGCAUACGAGGCUAGUGUUUGUGCGCGUGCAUGUGUGAGUAUGCUUUGGCAAAACAGUCCUGAUGUCAGUGUGACAUACGUAUUGAAUAACAAUAUAGCAGCCAAAUGUAAAUAUAGGCCAAACCCACAUCACCUUUUACUUCUACUAUAAUAAGAUCUAACAAGCUGAAACCGUAUGAUCAGAUUUGGAGUUUUACAAUAUUUAUUUACUUUGUGUAAAUAUGUUGAAUAUUAACAUCUUAUUUGUGUCUGUUUAAUGUAGUACAGCAUAUUUAUUUUCAAAUUAUAUUGCUCCUUUUCUAUAAAAUUUUGUUUGAAAGCUCUUGAUGUUUUACGAUUACAUGAAAGCACCUUGCAUAGCUGUUGGUUUGGUUAAUAUUUAUUAAUUGCAAUAUAAUAUUCAGUGUUUAGGUUCCUUUUGAAGUUAUCAGUUAUUACAGAUUUCAGAAGUAGACAAUAUUCUUGAGAAAAAGGCCUAUUCACACCAAGGAUGAUAAGAAUAAAGAUAAGGAUAUCGUUCUAACAAUCCACAUCACGGCUAUAACAAUAAAGGCACAGAGAAGUGAUAUCGUUGGAAUCACUUUCAGAAAUGUUUUUUUCCAGCUUAUGAAUGAUAAAAACUCUGUCACCCAAUCAGAAUCAAUCGAGCUUGAGAAAGCAGCAGACAAGCGUGUGCUUCGAAUAAACAGAUGAUAUCGACCGCUGGUAUGGAUAAAAUAUAUAUUGUGAACGGGCCUUAACUCAUGACUCAAAAAAAACCAUUAUGGGCAUUCAGGAGCAUACAUGACCUUAUUUCUUGUAGGUAAACUUUUACAUCUUGAGAUCCAGCCACGUUUAAUCAAAUGAAAACUGUCAUCAUCUGCCCUUUUAGUUCAAACGGAUGCAUAAUGCUCCUGCAUGUCCCUAUUGUAUAAAUAAGAAUAAUAGCAAAAUUUCUCGAUACAUGCUGAAAAGUUUUCAGAACUGCUUUAUAUAUUGCACUUAAGUCAAGAAAUGCAUAUCACUGUUAACAAUAGUUAAUUAUUUUAUUAUUUGUUCUCGAUGUGGCCUAGAGUUGCAUCACCUAAGGAUUCCGCUUUAAAACUAUGUUUUUGUUCAAAAUGUGUCCUACAUGUGGUUCAGUUCAGUCUUGGCGAACAUUAUGUAGGAAUGUUUUGGUUUGUUGAACUCUAUAAAACAUACAAAUGUUCAACUAGCAGUUACCAUUCCAGAAAUUUCCCAUCCGUCUCACUAAACCUGAGCCGACAGGUCCAUGUGAUCAUCAGAAUGGCAGCCAUCAGUAGAUCAGUGUUAAUGAGGCUUAGGUUUAAGAGCGGUUUGUGGAACAGUUUGCAGUGUUUGUUUUGAAACAGCUGAUUUUAGCCUGAGCGGUGCUCUGCUCAUACUAGAUUAGCCGAUAUGUUUGACAUAAUACAACCAUGUGAAGCACUUAAGAGCAGCAGCUUUACACUACCUAUGAAAUAUGAGAUAAUCCUCUUGCCGCCCUCCCCCCACCUGCUCAGGCCCCUCCGGCCACUUAAAUACCCCAAGAAUGCUGUAAGUGACUUAAGAUGUGAUUAGAGGAGGAAUUGUGGGGUGGCAGGUUCACGUCUCCUGCAUAAACCGUCAUUUUAGUUGGAUCUACCAGUGAACUUUACCCCAUCAGUUUAACUUGGAGUUAAAUGGCAUGAACCGGGUGGUUGCAGGUUUAAAUCCCAGAUUUUUUUUUUAAUGCAUUUUGUCCAAUCAGAGUGGAGGAGGUUCAUUCUCAGUAAAGGUUGCCAUGUGCCAUGACUUGUUACUGAUAUAAUGAACUGGAUACUGCACUUUGGUAACACUUCACAAUAAGUUUUCAUUUGUUAACACUGGUUAACUAUAUUAGUUAACUUGAACUAAGAAUUGACAGUACUUUUGCAGCAUUUAUUAAUGAAUUUCAACAAAUACUAAUAAAAAAAAGUUUUAAAUCAAAAGUCAAAAAUAUCUGUCACACUUUAUUUUAAGGUCAAAUUCUGGCUAUUAACUAACUAUGCCUCAAUAAACUCGUAAUUACUGCUUAAUAGUUUGUAAGGUCAUUGUUAAGUUUAAGUCCUUGUCAUGCAGAAUAUGUGCUUUAUAAAUACUAAUAAACAGGCUAGUGAUAUGCAAGCUAGAAAGCAACUAGUUAAUAGUGACAAUUGAUCCUUAACUAGGUGUUACCGAAGUAUCUGUAAACAUUAGUUAAUGCACUUUAACAUUAAUAAAUGCUGUAAUGCAUUAACAAAUGAGAGCUUGUUGUAAAGUGUUACCCAUUAUUUAAAAAAUAAAAUAGUGUGUAACACUAAAUAUAUUUUCAAUAUUAAAUUAUUUACACAUUUAUUUAAUAUAAAAAAUAUACUGAGCAAUUUUGCAUGUCCUCAUUCAUUACUGUCUGUUAAUUUUGGGGGGUUUCAUUAGAAUUAAAUUCCACUUAUAUAUGUACAUGCAGAAUGUGUUUUUGCAUUGUUUUUCAUUCAGUCUUGUUCUGCAGCUUCUGACAUCACGUGGCUCAAACAGUAAGUUCAAAAGUACAUUUCUCACACAGUUUGUGAUGAGCAAAUACAAUUAUAUUGGCUUUCUCAAGCUGAUUCAACUCUAAGAAAAAAAUCAGCAAUUUUGACUAAUUAAUGCGUAGUGUAACUUGUUCUGCCUGUUCACUGCUAGCGCUCUGGCAUUUUUGCACUUACUUUCAACCCCAAAACAGUGAACUCUGAAAUAGUGUAAAAAAUUUUAAAUGCUGGUCAAGAGAUCUUCAAUUAAUAAAAAUAAACUUAAUCGCACUUGACUGCAUUUUUUUAUGCUAUUGUGUGUCAAUUAUGAAGCAGUGUCGUUCUGACAUAACAUUUUUCCUAUUAUAUGAACUCAAAACUUCAUGUGGCAUGGUUGAAAUAAUUUUCAUGUUUACUUUACAAACCAACUAUUUUGGACACACAUCUACCAGGCACAAAUUACUGAGAAUGAGCUGAGAAUUUGGGGUUGAGAUCCACUGGGACGUAGAUUAGAGAGGCACAGUGCUGAGUCUUACACAUCUUGACAUUGUUUAGUAAGCAGUCAUAAAUUGGUGCCAUGGGUAAUUGUCAUGUCGCUGAAAAUUAACUGGAAUUUACCCUCGUUUCCAACAGUGUGGCGUGACCAAGGUCUGCGUCUUAAAAAAUCGAAUGCAGUCCACACCCUACAGUAGAGACGUGCACUCUGUCAGGAACAUAUAUCGUUCAGUGGCAUCAUUACUCAUCUGUCCACGUCUCACACCUGUGUGUGUGUGUUUGAGAGAGAGAGUAUCAGAUUAUGUGCAUGCUCGCUCACUCACAUACUGCUAACCACCAUUAAGUCAUCAAUCCUAUAAAACAUGGCUAUAUUUUAUAUGUUUUUCAUUUUAAGACAAUCAAAGUGUGGGAGUUAUUAAAUGAUCAAGUUUGAAGUUUCCUCAUCAGCCUUUAUGACGGAAGGCUUUGAGGUUUAAGGUUCACUUUAAAGACAAAUGCAUUCAUAGUUUAGAAAUAAAUGCGCAUGAUGUCAUUCUGAAUUUGAACUCAUAUCCCUUUUGUGAGAAAUGAACUUUGAUCCUUCUGACAAAACUAUUACAUUGUAAAAAAA
Carassius auratus (goldfish) is the source of this 6105-nucleotide messenger RNA. RefSeq names its product vascular endothelial growth factor A-A-like. The coding region runs from base 689 to 1441 and encodes 250 amino acids. The record is from RefSeq and is a predicted model, not a curated record. Lineage: Eukaryota; Metazoa; Chordata; Actinopteri; Cypriniformes; Cyprinidae. The transcript is spliced from 8 exons. Gene Ontology annotation, molecular function: heparin binding; growth factor activity; vascular endothelial growth factor receptor binding. Gene Ontology annotation, cellular component: membrane. Gene Ontology annotation, biological process: vascular endothelial growth factor signaling pathway; positive regulation of mast cell chemotaxis; positive regulation of protein phosphorylation.